AUGAUUUGUUUGAGUGAUUUUAGGAUUAUUCUUCUGGGGAAGAGUGCAUCGGAAAACAACAGAGUGAGAAACUUCAUCCUAAAAAGAUCAGCAUUUGAGAAUGAAGAUCCUUCAGAUGAUGUUCAGCAGCAGAGUGACAAACACAUCACAGUCAUCAACAAUCCUUACCUGCUUCAGCUAAACCUCACAGACCAUCAGAUCAGUCAUGGAGUUAAAGAGUGUUUGUCUCUGUCUGCUCCUGGACCUCAUGUCAUCAUCCUCAUCCUACAACAUCAUGACUUCAGUGAGGAACACAAAAAAAGAGUCAACAAAGUGCUGGAGAAAUUCAGUGAACAAGCGAGAAAACGCACCAUAGUGCUGACAGAUGAAGAGAGAGAGAGUGAAGAACACAGAAGUAACUCUUUUCAUCAGUUAAUAAAGCAAUGUGGAGGUGGACAUCUUCAAUUUGAUGAAAGAAAAUCGGAAUGUCACUCUGAGUUAUUUCACAGGAUUAAGAAAAUACUUGAGGAUGAAGAGGAUUCAUUUAUUAUCUGUGACUUGUAUGAGGCAUCAGUGAAUAAAGGAAGAUUAGUGAAUGAAAGAACGUCAGUGUAUGAAAAAACAUCAGUGAACGAAAAAACAACAGUGGAUGAAAAAAGGUCAGUGGAUGAAAAAACGUCAGUGGAGGAAAGAACAUCAGUGAAUGAAGGAACAUCAGAAAUUGUUGUUAAAAGGAACAUCUUGGGUAAGUUUUAUUUACAUUUUUCGAAACCACUCAGCAAUCACUCCUAUUAAAUCAUAACAUUGGGUUUUGUCUUUAGUCAGGUUACAUUUAAAAUGUCCAGGAACUACAACAACUGUGCUGUGC
This is a messenger RNA of Misgurnus anguillicaudatus (oriental weatherfish), 847 nucleotides long. The record is from RefSeq and is a predicted model, not a curated record. Lineage: Eukaryota; Metazoa; Chordata; Actinopteri; Cypriniformes; Cobitidae.